UAAAAAAAACAAAACCAAAUGCAAAGGUUCUAAGCAGGCUUUUUAAUAUAAAAUUAAUUUGUUAUUGUCGCUCGCUCUGUUCGGUCCAGUUUGCCAAGUUUUGCCGCGAUGUCUAUCUAUGCCGACGUACCGAAGGGACCUGCCAUCGAGGUGUUCGCCUUGACGGCCGCUUUUAGGGACGAUACCAAUCCCAAGAAGGUCAACCUCUCGGUGGGCGCUUACAGGACAGAUGCCGGAGUUCCAUGGGUGCUGCCAGUGGUCCGAAAAACAGAGAUUUCAAUUGCCAGCGAUGAGAAUAUUAACCACGAGUAUUUACCAGUGACUGGCUUGGAAACGUUCACAAAUGCGGCCACGGAAUUGGUGCUGGGUGCCAAUUCCCCUGCCAUCAAAGAGAAACGCGCCUUUGGUGUACAGACCAUUUCGGGCACCGGUGCCCUGCGUGUUGCCGCCGAUUUCCUGCACACUCAGCUGAAGCGCAAUGUGGUCUACUACUCGAAUCCCACAUGGGAGAACCACCACAAGAUCUUCUCUGAUGCUGGCUUCACCACGCUUAAGUCGUACCGCUACUGGGAUCAAAGUCAACGUCAACUGGACUUCAAGAACAUGGUGGCUGAUCUAAACGAAGCCCCCCCUGGAGCUGUGAUCAUCCUGCACGCCUGUGCCCACAACCCCACGGGCAUUGACCCCACCCAGGAGCAGUGGAAGGAGCUGGCCGAUCUGAUGGAGAAGAAGAAGCUCUUCCCUCUAUUCGAUUCCGCUUACCAGGGCUUUGCUAGCGGCGAUCCGGAUCAUGAUGCCUGGGCUGUGCGCCACUUUGUGGAGCGUGGCUUCGAGCUUUUCACCUGUCAGUCCUUUGCCAAAAACUUUGGCCUUUAUUGCGAGCGUGCUGGCAAUCUGACGGUGGUACAGCAGCAUGGAGCCACGAAGGCAGCGGUGCACUCGCAACUGACGCUGCUUAUUCGUGGUCAGUACUCGAACCCGCCCGCCUACGGAGCCCGCAUCGUAUCGAAGGUGCUCAACACACCAGAGCUGCGCAAGGAGUGGAUGCAGUCUAUCCAGACCAUGUCUAGUCGCAUCCGGGCGAUGCGCAAGGCGCUGCGGGACAAGCUGGUCGCAUUGGGCACACCCGGCAAUUGGGACCACAUUGUCAACCAGAUCGGCAUGUUCUCGUAUACGGGUUUGAACGAGAACCAGGUGCGCGUCCUGAUCAACGAGUACCACAUUUACUUGCUGAAGACGGGACGUAUCAACAUGUGCGGACUGAAUAAUGGAAAUAUUGAUUAUGUGGCCAAGGCGAUCCAUGCCGCUGUAACCGGAGCAGCUUCCACUGGAAACAACGCCUGUCCCUGCGACAAUAAAUUGUAAUCAAUCAACGAUCGGGCAAGAUAUUUACUGAACAUAAUGCCCGGAUCUACGAUUAGCUGUCUGCACCAUUAGCAUUUACACACGUCGGAAACCAACAGAAAUUGCAAUUACAAAACGUUUAUAAGCGGCUUUUACAUGGAUAAAUUAUACACUUUAUGAAACAAUAUGAAAUAUUGGAAAGUUUACCGAAAUUGUGCACAUUUAGAGGCCGUCGUAGAUAUUGGUUAAAUAACGAUGUUUAGCUGGAUAACUAAAUCUCUAUUGACUUGUAUGUAGUCCUAAAUUACAACGACAAUAACAUUACUGAAGUAUUUCAAAA
Messenger RNA from Drosophila serrata, 1684 nucleotides. RefSeq names its product Glutamate oxaloacetate transaminase 1 (gene Got1). Gene Ontology annotation, biological process: L-aspartate biosynthetic process. Lineage: Eukaryota; Metazoa; Arthropoda; Insecta; Diptera; Drosophilidae. Gene Ontology annotation, molecular function: pyridoxal phosphate binding; L-aspartate:2-oxoglutarate transaminase activity. Gene Ontology annotation, cellular component: cytosol. The record is from RefSeq and is a predicted model, not a curated record.